Molecule: messenger RNA, 3606 nt
Organism: Spodoptera litura
Lineage: Eukaryota; Metazoa; Arthropoda; Insecta; Lepidoptera; Noctuidae
Source: RefSeq, a predicted model, not a curated record
CUAAAAAAAAAAACGUUACACAUUCACUAAACCAUUUCUAUACGAUGGACCCAUCACCAGAUAUGCUACAACCACCAAAAGUUAAGUCUUGCACACAAAUAAAAGAAACUGUUCCAUUCGAUAUUUUCGAAAGUUUAUUCUUCUGCUAGAUCAGCCAUGCAGAAAACUUCAGGAAAGUCGAACAUCGCUGGGAAUGACUUCCAUCGGAAGGGUGUUAUGUCAAACAUGCCACGACCCAUUAAACCAAAACCCCAAAACAACCAAAAUAUAAAAUGUGAACUCGACACUAAUGAAGACAAUGAAGACAGCAGAAACAAAAACAAAUCUAACAUACAAGAAGCUGCAGCUAAAACAAAGAAGAAAAAACAAAGGGUUGAUUUUGGCCCUGCAGAAGAUGCCCCAACCAGACCUAUUAUAGAAUGCUUUAUUGAUAAGAACUACAUAAAUAACCCCGUCAUCGUUGAAUGUAGAAUGAAGAAAUGUACUCCGAUUAAGAAGAUAAACUUUAAUGUACCAAAAGAUGAGAAAGUCAAAUCGGUGCAUUAUGAUGAGGUGAUGAAUUGGCGUGACUACCACCAGCUAUCAGUUAUUCAUAAAUUUAUGGAUGACUUAGAAGCUGACUUCCCUUCACUGUGCACUACAGGGAUCAUUGGGACGUCAGUAGAAGGUCGAUUGCUAAAGAUCCUAAAGAUUUCUAACAGCAACGCAAGCAACUCAGCGGUGUGGGUGGACGCGGGUAUUCAUGCGCGAGAGUGGAUCGCGCCCGCCGUCAACACGUACCUCGCCAACCAUAUCAGCAGGAACUUUGACACCCUUCCUGAGUGCAUCAGAAAUAAGGACUGGUAUUUUCUACCAGUGGUGAAUCCAGAUGGAUACCACUAUUCGCACACCACUGAUCGCUUGUGGCGUAAAAAUCGUGCAUGGCACGGCGGUCAAUGCGUGGGAGUAGACCUUAAUAGAAACUUCAGUAUCGGUUGGGGUGGCCGUGGAUCGUCAGAUAAACCCACAAAUGCAUUCUACAGAGGACCUGAGCCAUUUUCUGAGCCAGAAUCAUCAGCUAUACGGGACAUAUUCAUGAACUCAGGAAUAAACUUCAAAGUAUACAUAACACUCCACAGCUACGGACAAAUCAUAAUAUUCCCGUACGCUUGCAGUCACGAACUGGCUCCAGAUUAUGUACGUCUUCUCCAAGGAGCUACUGCCAUGUCAAAGGCCAUUUAUGAUACUAAUGGCAACACAUACAAAGUUGGCAUUUCAAGAGACGUAAUGUACGGAGCAGCCGGUACUAGCAACGACUUUGCCCAUGCAGCAGCCGGUAUACCUUACUGCUACCUUAUAGAACUCAGAAGCAAGAAACACAAGUUCCAACUACCAAAAGAACAAAUACAAGAGACUGGCAACGAAAUAUACAACUGCGUUCAAGCGCUGAUGGAAUUUGUCGAUUCCUACUCAUCUAAGAAACAACUACACAAAGAAAAUUUAUUAGUAGAUAAGAAUAAGCUGACAGUAUAUAACAGCUCAUCCGAUAUUGCUCAGACUGAUUCCCACAUAAGGAAACGUAAAUCUUACGAUAGGAUAAACUAUUCCUAUGUAAAGGAAAGUGAUUCUUUCGUGCAACGGGACAACUCAUAUAUUAGAUGGCCCAAUGUAGCCUUGAGGAAGGAAAAUCCUAUCCAUAUGACUGAUGACUUUACUAGAGUCGGUAGUGAUAGCCUCGACCAUUAUCUAAGGGACGAAAAUGAUGUUACAGCACAAACAAUAGAAUGGGAUGAUGAUGAUUAUUUCUAUGAGGAUACGAAACUAAUCAGACUUGCAAGCGACAGUGAUUCGUCAAUGUGCUUAAAUAAUAAAUCCAAUCGGAAAAAAUAUUAUUUUCGUGAUGCUAGUGGUACUUAUAUGGAGAAAUCAGAUUCUCAUCGCCGGAAAGAUGUAGAUAAAGCUGAUUCUUUCCGUUAUGAAGAUGAUAUUUUCUUGAAAGACUCUACUCAAGACUUCGGGAAUGACUUUUUUUUCUUGGCAGAUAGUCAAUCACCUCCUAAUAAUGGCAGUCAGAGCAUGAUAAAUAAAGUAGAGUCAAUAAAUAAAUUGGAUGUGUUUACGAAAGAAACCAAUGCUCAGGUGUAUUCUGAUGAUGAUAAUAAUAAUGUUUCCUUGGAUACUAACGAUUCUUUUUGGCAGAGAGAGAAUUCUCUGGUUUUGAAAAACUUAUCUGAACAGAGACAGCGCGCCAAUAAAGGACAAAGUACAGUUUCUUCUAGUACCUUUUCGAAGGUAUGCAUGUUUAAAAAGUGCCACAAUAACAGUUUCAAAAUUCUUAGUGCUCCAUACACACAAUCCUUUUUAUCUAAAAGUUUAUAUAACCCCAUCAAAGUGGCACCAACGGUUCCUAACACCCAAGUAUGGGAAGUGAGAUUAGUUAAGGAAGGUCAAAGACAUUUUGUGAAAACAUUGGAUACUGUAGGAGCAAUAAAUAUAUGGAAAGAGGAACGUAGUACAAUGGAUAUUAUGGUGAAUGGCCCUCGGACUGCCCAAGUGGCUGGCAUACUCCAUGAAAGGGACAUACCAUACUCAAUAGCCAUACCAGACGUGUCGGUCCUGCUGGAAAGGGAACAGGGUCAUGCGGUGUCAAAGACCUUUAAGAGGUCUUCUACUGUCGGAGACCAUAAGAAGAUGGAUUGGCAGACUUACCACAGACUGGACACGAUUUAUGAGUUCAUGGACAACUUGGCAAUUGAAUAUCCGUACUUGUGUUCUGUGAGUGUGAUCGGGAAAUCAUCGGAAGGGAGGGAUAUAAAGAUGUUAAAAAUAUCUAAUGGUAAUUCGAACAACGUGGGCGUUUGGAUGGACGGUGCCAUACAUCCUCGAGAGUGGAUCAGCCCUGCAGUAGUCACAUACCUAGCUGAUAGGAUCGUUAGGACUUUUAAUGAACAACCAGACAGCGUCACUAAUAAGGACUGGUACAUUCUACCAGUGAUGAACCCAGAUGGCUACGAGUACACUCACGUGCAUGAUAGGAUGUGGCGAAAGAACCGAAAGCGCUACGGGGAAUGCGUGGGAGUAGAUCUAAAUAGAAACUUCAGCUAUGGUUUCGGUGAGAAAGGAGAAGAAGGUUCGUCAGAAGACCCUGGUAAUGUGUUCUACAGAGGACCCAAAGCCUUCUCCGAGCCAGAGACACAGGCUGUCAGGCGUCAGAUACUAGAAGCUGACACGACGUUCAAGGUGUUCCUGUCUUUCCAUAGUUACGGAGAAGUCAUCAUAUUCCCGUGGGGAUACACUAGUGAACCUUGUCCUGACUACGUCGAGCUGUUAGAAGGAGGUACCGCUAUGGCCAAAGCAAUCUUCAACACAAGCGGUCGUACAUACAAAGUUGGAAGCACAAAAGACCUUAUGUACUACGCAGCAGGGACGAGUAUCGAUUGGAGUUAUGCCGUCACCAAUAUCCCGUAUUCUUACAUGGUGGAACUUAGAGGAAAAACACAUAGGUUCUUGCUACCAAAAGAGGAGAUAAUUUCAACUGCCACAGAAGUAUUAAAUGGUGUGUUAAGACUUAUGGACUUUGUAGACAGACGAUGCACAGGAACACAGUCUUGCGUCUGUCCAAAAUAG